AUGAAUGGUGAAACAAUGGAUGAACAGAGCAAAUGUACAACAGUAUCCUCUGAUAUCAUUUCUUUGUCCAACAUAUUGUUACGUUAUGAGUACCAGUGUUACAGUCAGUACGGCGUCAAUCAUGAAAGGGUACGUGGUACCCCUUUUUGGCCCCCACUUACAACACCCACUACUGGGAUCAACUUGAAAACCAUCCCUUGUUCGACCGAACGGUAUUCAUACAAGCUAGAAGGACAGGCUUCUUGCCUCAACGUAUUCCAGCCAGAUGCAAUCAAGCGCAGCAAUCGGAACCAGCCUGCACCCCAGCUUUCCCGUAUCUUACGUCCACGUCGUUUCGUAUGCCGCAAGUGUAAGAAGGCUUACCACAUCAAGGAAAACGGAACUGAAAUGUCAUCGGGCACUCUCCCCUCACAAACCGAACGUGUGAAUGGUGACUCAAGUGCGGCUAAUUCUGAUAAUGAACUAGCUGAACUCACAGCAACUACUGCGAAUGGGAAGAUGAUUCGUCGGAACCAAACCUCGUUUACGGUGAUGGACGCCUCUUCGCAAUCUAUUAAGCAUGUCACUCCAUCCAUCAUUCCGAAACUCAAUGAAGAUUACACCUUAAGCGGCCGCGAAUCAGAGGUAGACAGUAACUCCGAUGAUCCUGUCGUAAACAAACGCAGACGCAUACACACAUCGGAGAAAUCUGCGGUCGAAACGAGCGAUUCUGUGAUCGAUACAUCAGUUGCUCCACUAAGGCAUAAACCAAACAGUCCCCUGAUGCAGCGGUCUAAAAAGUCGAGGCGAGUUCCUCCACAAGUGGCCUCAUCAGAGGUAUUGCAGUCCCAGACAACAGAAGCCAAUCCAACGACCCAGCAGCGAAUAACACCAGAAAAAACUGCAUCAGUCGUCACCAGUGACUCUUCAUAUCGUGGCUUUCCCCCCCAACCCGUUCCAAAAGCUGACAAUUUUUCGACGAAACCAUCUGAUUCUGUGGUUAGGAAGAAUCGCAUUAAAGCACAGUACGUUUCUGUUGCCACUCCCUUCCGUUUUCCACCGAGUCGAUCUUCGAAGCCCAAUCUCUUAUCAAUCACGCAGCUCACAGGAAUCCAGAAAGAUAGAGGUCUCGUAACGAACAAGCGUCCCCAAUCGCGCGAAGGCAAAUCCUCGGUCCAUCAAAGCGAAGCUAAGAAACCCAGCCUGAAUGAGUCACGUUCACCGUCAACAACUGUCACUCCUCGUGUUUCGUCGAAAAAGUUUGUAAACAGCUCUGACUUGGCGUCCUCAAGGUACCGCACCAGGAGUCGACCUGGCAGUCUUCAAAAUUCUGGGGUGAACGAUAGUCAGUCUAACACUGUCUCUCCCGACACUACCUGCCACACUGCCCCAGUGCAAACCGCACAACAAGAAAUGUUGAACAUCUCUACGCAAAAGGAAGCUCCUUCCGACUCGGGUAAUCAGACCAUUGAGGAUCAUUGCAUGGCGGCUAUCGAUGCUCUUGAGAAGCCAGUUCCAGCUUCUGACUCGUCAGAUUCGAUUAUCCGGGUGUCCGUAGACAACAGAGAGAAAUUCCAAGUUGCGAACCGAACAAAGGCGACGGACUACGAGAAACCGAAGAAUCGCUGGAUUCGUGAGGCUAGAGCUCGUCGAUCCCAGGAAGAACGCACAUCCUUGUCCGUUGCACCACCCUUGGGUUCGAGUGCUCCAGCGAGCCUUGACCCAUGUUCCACUGCUUGCGACCCACAGUAUGUUGAUGUGUGUGCUGUUUCUCCUUCCAGUACUUCUCGGCUUCGAUCAAGGUCCAAUGAGCCUGUGAUCCUUGUUUCUUCUAACUCCAUGUGUCUUUCACCCAAAAGUAGUUCUGUGUCCAAAAAGCGGAGCCAGCAGUUGACAAUUUGUUCCGUGGAUGUAAUGCGCAGUAAAGCUACUGUUGAAGAAGAGUCAACUGUGGAUGAGAAAACUAAAGUUAUCUCUACACCAAAUACAACAUAUCAGCAAUUGUCUCCUCAUCCUAGCCAUCAGACGGAAACCACAGGCGUAAGCCUGCCCGUACUGAAAAUUAAAAUCAAUCGACAAAAUCAGUCAUCUGCCGAUCCGAAUAGUUCAGCCCAAUAUGAGGUCGUCGGUUCACAAGUUACAAGUGAAAAUGACUCCUCCGCUGCGACAAACACAGUUGAUGACCAGUCGGUAGCACAGAAGACUGGUGGGUCUUUGACAGUUUCUUCUGCCGAUAGUUCAUUUGAAACCCUCGAUCCUAAGGUGGCCCCAGGUGCCGGGGGAAUGUGGACUUCCUCUCCAACUUUAUCAGGGUCAUCAUCCAGAAAAGGUACGAAUUCAGCAGAUUUGGGACACGAGGUGAAGAAAUGUCGUCUUUCAGACGGCACCGUUUUUCGAGUUGGCGAUUUGGUUUGGAGCAAACUGUCUGGAUGGCCUUCUUGGCCUGCUCAAAUUACCAGUAUUCAUAGGAUAUCAACAAGUGAUGUAGAGUCGAAAUCGGUUGGAGAGUCCGAAGCGUCUAACGGAUCACAACAGAAACCAAGUUCUCCGAUGAACUCAAAACGCUUGUCCUAUGUGGCAUGCUUGCAUUGGUUUGCCUGGCACCAGGUGUCUUAUAUGCCUUGUGACAAAUUGUUUCACUUUCUUCAACACUACAAACGCUUUGAUAAUAAGAAAAAGCGUGGGAUUUUCCGUCAAGCCGUUAAUGAGGCGCGACACAAGUCAGAUGAGAAAAAAGCCGUUUCCAAUGUAUCAUGCGACUCUGACGUAACCGAUGAACCGGAGACCGAUCUUCCUUCAGAAACUAACGAACAGUUGAUGGAUAAAGUGCCCAACUGUUCAGAACCCGUACUUUCGGUGGUGAACGUCGAGGCUGUGACAUCAGAAGUUAGAAGUGCUGAGGAUUCAGCCACCGGAAUGCCCGAUGAGACUAUAGAAAGCACCAAGCCACCACCAGUUGUAUCCGCUGCGAUCACAGAGUCUUCCACAUCGGAAACCAUUCCUCCCGUGACCAUUCGUCGGGGUAGUAGUCACCGGGGUCGCACGCGAAGCUUACGAGGCAGGCGGGGUUGUUCCGUGAAGGCGUCGGAUUGCGUUCGCAGUAGUCCUCGAAAUUUACCUAUUUUUAUUCCCUCUGAAGCUUGUGUCCAGCCAUUUGCCGGCAGAAGACGAACUGCCGCUGGACGGACACGAGGCGUUGGUAGGGGACGAGGUCGAAAAACGAUCACACAGACCAACUCGACCUCUACGACAGAAUUACCUCAUUCGGACCGAAACACCUAUAUUAUAUCCGAGCCUAGUGGAUCCAGUGGAACGCUGAAAAUCGUACUUUCAACCUCUGGACUCAAACUGUCCCACCGGGGCAGUCGUAAGGAUUCUUCACUCAGAAGGGGGAAACCGAAGAAUGUCCAACCCAAAAAGCUCCAGGAAGGUGUUCGUUUGUCUACGAAAAAAGCGGAAUCCAAGUCUCUCGGAUCUGAAUCACUGUGCGAAGUUACUCCUGUCUCCGAGUCCCAGAUUCCCGAAGUUACCGGACUUAGGCAAUCGGACCCUCCUAAUACUGAUCCGUACUCUGACCCGUCGGCCGAACUCCUCUCACAGUUCCCUCACGUUUUUCCGGAUCUCAGGGCAUCUGGCAUUUUAUCCGAUGCAGUGGAUAUUCCAACGUUUUCUGAGGAUGAAUCCGAAGAGGAAGAUGCCGGACGUUUGAUAAUUGAUCCCGAUGUCAUGGCAUCAGUCAAUUCAGCUGGCUCUCUAUCUAUACCGCGUGUAGAAACAGAACAACAUCCCAAACCAGACACAAGGACAGUUCCGCAGGAAUACUAUAACACCACCUACUUUACGGGAGUUCAGAGGAAGGAACACAUGCGAUCGGAUCUUUGCACCCCUUACCAAUUUAUGCCGGUUACACUUUCACGGCUCUCCGAUACCGUGUUUUCCACUACAGCUAAUUCCAAUGCCCCCUCUACCGUGUACAGUAUACCGACGACCAAUAACAGGUUUUCAAGCCUGGCAGCACAAGAAUCCACACAAACACAUGUCCCUCCCGCCCUCCUUUCUCAGACAUCGUCCCAGCUGGGCCUGUCCCAUUCUCCUCUCCAACAGUUACCACACCACUCAUUUGAUACAUCCUCUGUGGAUCACAGAUUAUCCUCUUAUUUUCGACCUUCUAGUCAAACUGGGGCUCCUAUCACAGUAGCGAACAACGUGGUGCCUUAUCUCACAUCGAACUACCCAAAUCUGUGAAUGCUCCUUCAGGCUGGUAUACCAUUUCCGAAAGUCCGGACACCAGUGGUUCUAUGAACAGACAUGUAUUUUCUUCCUGAGUGUCGGGUGACACUGGCAAACAGUAUCCCCUUUCGAUGUUCCAUUUGACUUCUGUGGCGCCCUUCCAACUGACUUUGAUUUACAUGCAGCAACUAGACUGUUUUCUAUGUGCGCGGAGCUCGCUUAUUCGAUGCUGGUUUGCCUUGAUCAUUUCGGUAUUCGUUCUUUCACCUUAUCUCCUCCGUCACAUAUCCCAUAUCCUCACGAUGUAUAGUUCAUGGUUCGAUACGUUCUUUUUGUUUUCGUUUCUUUUGUAUUCCCGUUCUUACUUCACGUUGGUGGUACGCUUCUCCCCUCCCCCUGACACGACCCCACUGUAAAUUGCUCGCCCAUCCCAUGUCAAAUCCUGAACUAUAUUUGACUUUCUGAUGUUCGUCUACGAAAACAAGAACCCAAUUUGAAUUGGUCUUCCUCUUCCAUUGACCAUUGUUUGAAAGUUCCUGGGAUGUAGACUGUCCUUCGUGUCCCCUAACACUGUUCAUAUUGCGUUUCCACCGCCAUGCCAUUUCAGAUUACGAGUUGAUGGAUCUUGUGCCAUAUUUGAUCAAGAAAUUUCCAUGUGCUAUUCUCAUCUGUUUCUACUUCCUCAUGUCUCGCCUCCUUUUCCGCUUCCCUUAGUUUUUUCGCUGAACAAGUGGUUAGUGAUACAGGUGUGAA
Messenger RNA from Opisthorchis viverrini, 4962 nucleotides. RefSeq lists its product as hypothetical. The transcript is spliced from 4 exons. The record is from RefSeq and is a predicted model, not a curated record. Lineage: Eukaryota; Metazoa; Platyhelminthes; Trematoda; Opisthorchiida; Opisthorchiidae. The coding region runs from base 1 to 4224 and encodes 1407 amino acids.